UUUCAAUCAGUAGGGCCUGACUAUCAUUAUUUUGAUCAAACCGGCGAAGCAAAUUUCUAAGUUGAAAUUAAUUAUUUGAAUUUAUAGAUCUAGAUCUACAUUCAAUAAACUUCAAAAUGUCUUCUUGGAAAAAAGAUAAAACACAGAAAAUUCAUAGAGAGCGACCGCAGCCUGAGGAGCGAAGGCAUCUGGGUAUGCUAGAGAGGAAAAAAGAUUAUGUAGAAAGAGCAAAAGAUUUCCAUAAAAAAGAAGAAACUAUAAAAAAGCUGAAAAGAAAGGCUGAGGACAGAAACCCCGAUGAGUUUUAUUUUAACAUGACGAGGACCCAGAAACUGGAUGGUGAGCACCAGCUACGUGAAUCUGAAGAGCCAGUUGUUACUGAGGAGCAAGAAAAAUUGAUAUCCACGCAAGACAGAAGAUAUGUGCUUUACAGGUUGUCCAAGGAAUUAAAGAAAAUAGAAAAACUAAAGCAGUCAUUGCAUAUGAUUGACAGCGACCAAAAGAAAAAUACUCACCUGAUAUUUGUCAAUUCUAAAAAAGAAGCUGAGAGUUUUGAUGCUGCCAAGUUUUUUGACACUCAUCCAGCUUUCAUAGACAGAGCUUUCAACAGGCCAAAGUUAGAUGCACUAAAAACAGGGACUUUCUCUUUAAACUCUGAGGAACUUGAAUCUGUGAUGACAGCUAAAGACGCAGCUUACAGGGAGUUAACCAAGAGAAUUGACAGAGCGCGGGAACUUAAAAUUAUUGCUGACAAGCUGGAAUCCAAACUUUUUGCCUUGGACAAAACCCACAAGAAGAAGUGUGUGGUACCAGAGACCAAAGAAAGCGCAGCACAAUACAAAUUCACUUUCAAGAGACAAAAAUAGAUGUGUUGUAUGCUUAUUAAUAAAUUUAAAAAAACA
This is a messenger RNA of Physella acuta, 902 nucleotides long. RefSeq names its product putative U3 small nucleolar RNA-associated protein 11. The record is from RefSeq and is a predicted model, not a curated record. NCBI's taxonomy places the organism in Eukaryota, Metazoa, Mollusca, Gastropoda, Physidae. Gene Ontology annotation, biological process: rRNA processing. Gene Ontology annotation, cellular component: nucleolus; small-subunit processome.